AAGCGCCCUCCCCGCCCCGCGCGGCUCCCACAGGUUUGUCUGUCGGUUUGGAGCACUGAUAACCACAGAACAUUUACACCGAUGUGAGUCCAGUGACUAUGUGUCAUGUCCCUGUUGCUGUGACGUUAACUUCGCAGCUGUUCUUUGUAACCCUUCACAAAGUCUCAGGGUAGAAAAAGGACAAAUAUGUACUAAAGCCGCUGAUUAAACAAUUAGGGUGAAGCAGCCUGUGUUUGUCAAUGAAAAACUGGGAGGGAACGGUAGUGUCAGCUGCUUCUCCCGCGCGGCUAAUGAGCGGGCUUAAUGUGAGCUGAGCAUGCUCAUUAAUAACAACAGAGGCUGCUUCUCUAAUCAGGCUCCUGCUCUCACAAUCUUUCCCCUCUCUCCGUGCAAAAUACCGGGAUAGACAGACGGAGUUACGUAAUAGUCUGGUGAAGCUACAUUGGGCUGCGGUAUCCAGGACCCCUCGCUAUGGGCAGCCAGGAAGCAGAGACCCAGGAGACUUUGCAAACCCCAGUUCUAGAAAAUGGCAGACCAGAAGUUCCAUGUGAAGGCGCAAGUAGGUUUACCAGAGAUCAGCUCUUCACAAUGGCAGCAACAGCUUGUUUAAACUUCAGUUCAAUGAUUUGCUAUUCGAUCCUGGGACCCUUUUUUCCAAGAGAGGCAGAGAAAAAGGGUGCCAGUGAUACAGUUGUUGGACUGAUUUUUGGAUGCUUUGCUUUAUUCAAUUUCUUGACUUCUUUAAUAUUGGGCAAUUAUCUUGUACAAAUUGGAGCCAAAUUCAUGUUUGUGGCUGGGAUGUUUGUCUCGGGAUGUGUUACAAUUCUGUUUGGUUUGUUGGAUAGAGCACCUGAUGGACCAGUAUUCAUUGGUUUGUGUUUUCUGGUUAGAGCGAUGGAUGCCAUAGGCUUUGCUGCAGCAGUGACGGCAUCGUUUUCUAUUCUUGCAAAGGCUUUUCCCAAUAAUAUAGCUACAGUAAUGGGCAGCCUUGAAAUUUUUACAGGGCUUGGACUAGUGCUGGGCCCACCUAUAGGUGGCUUUUUGUAUCAGUCCUUUGGCUAUGAAGUCCCUUUCAUAGUGCUAGGAUGCUUAGUGCUGAUCCUGGUGCCUCUGAACAUGUACCUCUUACCAAAAUAUGAUGCAGUCGCUACCAAGGACUCAUUCUGGAUGCUCAUUACUCUGCCAAAAGUUGUACUUCUCUGUUUUACUAUAUUUUCACUAAGUGCAUGUUUAGGCUUUUUGGAUCCCACCAUGUCACUAUUCGUUUCAGAGAAGUUCAAAGUACCAGCUGGUUAUGUGGGGUUAGUUUUCCUAGGUUUGGCACUUUCCUACACCUUGUCUUCACCAUUGCUUGGGUUUCUAAGUGAUAAAAUGCCACACCUAAGGAAAUGGUUGUUGGUCUUUGGGGGCUUACUGACCGCACUGUCGUUUUUCCUGUUAGGACCUGCUCCCAUCUUGCACAUUGAAAGCAAACUCUGGAUGUUUGUCCUAAUGCUGGUUUUGACUGGCUUUUCCCUUGGGAUGUCUGGUAUCCCACUGUUCCCUGAGGUGCUGCAUUGUGCUUAUGAGAAUGGAUUCGAGGAGGGGUUAAGUGUGUUGGGACUGGUGUCUGGGCUUUUCAGUGCAAUGUGGUCACUUGGAGCUUUUGUAGGACCAACAUUAGGUGGAUACCUAAAUGAGAGGCUGGGGUUUGAAUGGGCUGCCACCAUACAAGGAGGAUGGGUGUUAUUAAGUGGACUAGCUAUUGGAAUAUACUAUAUCCUAGAGGCCUCACGAAGAAGAAGAAGAACCAAUUUGCAGACCCCUCUGGGCACAAAUGAAGAAAGAGCACACCUGUUGGCUAGUGAGACAUAGCCAGGAAUACUUCUGGAUCAACAUUCUUUUUUUUUUUUAAGUUAACUUAGUGAUGAGAAGAGUGGACUUAACAUUCAAACAGUGUUGCGUAAUUCUAGAGCUGGGAGAAUCACAUCCCAUAAUGCAUAACAAAUUAUGGAUUAUUUGUAAUGGCAACAUAUUGCCAUAUUGCUGUUCUGAUGCUCUAUUUAAAUACUACAUGCCUUUCUUUUGGAUGUUCCUGCUAUGGAUUGGUUGAACUGGUAAAUCAAAUGUCAGCCUGCUUAUCUGUGUUCACAGUACAGUGCACUGAAGAGAGAUUUUGCACAAUGUGAAAAAAUUGUGUUUCAGAAUGUUCAUUUCUUGUACUUGAAUCUGCUGGGGACUAUCCCAGACCGUCUGUUACAUGUUUUAUUGUAAUGUGCAUUUUCCUUUUAAAAAAAGGAAAAGAAUAGUUAAAAUAUCAUAUCUGAUAACCUUAGCUGUUCAAAGGGAAUUUGAAAUAGUGAAAUGGUGAGCUUAAUGCUCUGUUAAAUAAAACCAAGUAACUUCUUAUUUCUAAAUUCUGUGAAUUUCUUUAGCCAAAUGAUAUUACAAGUGAGGGUGGAAAGGAAGCCAGCCAUCUUCCAUGUCCUCCUAUUAAACAUAGGACUGAGAAGAAAAGGCAAAUACUGGAGAAUGGGAGAGCUGAAUUUAUAUGCUGGGUCAUAUUCAGUAAGUACAGCAUUACAUAUGUUUAGACCAGGACUAAAUUUGACCCAUGAUGGAAAGGGAAUUUGGUAGAAUUAGAGUCUGCAUUUCUACUGGGUGUGUAGCCCAUAGGGCUAGCUUUAGUAUUUAUUUUGUUCAGCAGUAAUGCAAGGAACCUACAGGCCUGUAUCCUAUAAGACAUUGGCUUCAGCAGUUAGCUUGAGGUCUAUGAACUUAAGCCAUUUAUCUGUGCCAAAUGGUCACCCCUAAGUUUUGGGGAACUGAGAAUAGUGUAGAAGGGGGAAGUUUGUCCACAACAAUACCAGCCCACCACAGGAACUUGAGCUAACAUCAACUUGUGGAUGUCUUAGGAUGGGAACAUCUGCAGAUGUCUGAAUACAAGAGUGCCAUGGCAAUGAAUUGAUGUAUAUGAUAAGUUGAGAUCAUUAAUAUACUAACUUAUAGGAGAAGGGCAGCCCAACAUUAGUAGGUGAGGAGAUACAAAUAAAGAAGAGGGGAGAAACUUCUGCUGAAUAUGCAUGAGACAUAGUGGUGUCAGCUAACAUAAAAGUAUCCCAGUGAGAGGGAUAUGGUCAGAUGUACAUUCUGUAUUAUCUCUGUCUACCUUGCUGGGUUAGAGUAUUUGUGACUCUGCUAAAUGUAUUCAACUAUUGUAAAUACAGAAGGGUUCCUAAAGUGUGCGUAUUGCAUCUCUGCACAACGGAGUUCCCAACUAAACAGUAAUCUUAAUAAUACUGGACCUGAUCUUGGGACAAGAACCUGUCAAACCUCAGAGUGGUUCAACCUCAGAGUGUGAACUGGGAAUUCUUAAGUAAUCCAUAUAAUUAAUAUACAAUUGAUAGAUCAGGCUACACGUGCAAGUUGGGCCACUUACCCUUGCAACUAUAGCAGAGUUUUUUUCUUCAGUAUAUUAAAAGUGCAUGCAAGAUUCCCAUCUCAAAAAGCUCUGAGCUUAUAAUCAGGAACAUCCAUUCAGCCUCACUCCUUGACAGCAGCCAGGAGCAUUCUAAUGAUAAAUCCUUCCCUAAAUCUUGGAGGAACAGAGGGGCUUGGAAGGCAAAUAGAAGUGAGAGGAGUCAGUGCCAAACUCGAGCUCGACCUGCCAACAGCAUUUUUGCCAUAUAUCAAGAGGAUUUCAAGCACCAGCUGAUGACAACCGUGGUUAUUUCUUGGAAGAGGAGGAGGAGAAGAAAAAAAGGGGGUGGGGUGGGGGAGGGAAGGAUGUUGGUGUAUCUGUGCAGGGCUUUACCUAUAAAAUUCGUAUCCAUGUCCGAUCCGCAAACAUUGUCCACGGCUAUAAAAUGGAUAUCCACAGAUUUGCAGGGCACUAUGUAUAGGCCCACUUUACCUUUAGAUUUAUUGCUCUGCUAACACGACCCUGCAUUCCUUUCAUGGUUAGGUUUAUUCCUACAAGCUUUAACAUGACUUAUCUCCUUGAUAGAUGCAGAAACCUGGAAUUUCUUUGAUUAGCUUUAAACAUUGUUUAAUAUAAUUAGUUAAAUAUGUAUAUUAUAUUUCUGAGCAUCCUGCCUGUAACACUUUUGUAGCUAUAUCUUAAUAUCAGUAAAAGUGCAAAUAGGUUUGAAAUAACUUUAAAAAUAAGUGACUGUGAUGGCUUUGUUCUACUCACUGCAGAUAGGUCUACUCCUUGUGGAGGUUCUGGGGAAUACCUCACUGGCUCAACACCCCUUCCUGUGGUUGCUUGCUGUCCCUCCACCUCUCUCUUUGUCUGCAACCCCCCUCUUGCCCCAUGCAGCCUCUUCAUGAUUCAACUCUGCAGCUAAAUCACUCAGUGUUCCCCCCCGCCUUCCAGGGUUUUACUCAAAGUCCUUCUGCACAAAAAGUCCCAGGCAGUCUUUUCCAGCACUGUCCUGAUGGUGCUACUUCCCCAGUGGUGGGUACAGGAACCUGGGGCCACCCUCUACUCUGACUUCCAGUCCAGGGACCCUCAACCCAAGCAUUUCUGGGCUUUCCUCUUACAGCUCUUACUGCUUCUUUCCUAGACUGCUUCCUACAACGCCUGGUUUUCCUCCUUUCCCUGAGUGUACCAGCUCCAAACCCUCCUCCCUCUUCCCAGGGAGUGACUGCCCUUUCCCAGCAGCAGCUUAUCUGUUACCAGCUUCCUGGUUUUAUAGGCCCACUGUUCCUGCACAGCAGAACCUGCUUGCAAUCAACUCCCUGCUCCCUGGCUCUUCUUCUAGGUACAGCCUAUGGAGUUAAUACCUGUCAACCUUAACCCCUUCCAGUCCUGUGUGGGAUGGACACCCUAUUACGUUAUAGUAAUUUUAUUAAUAUCAUAUUUUGCAUCAAUAUUGAGGUCUCUCUCCCACAAAUGUCAUCCUGAGGUUUCUUUUAGAACAGGAAACUGGAAUUUUACUUGUUCCAUUUUAGAAAACUUUUCUGAAACUUCAGAACUUUGUGUGGAACAGGAGUUCAUGUUUAUAGCCACAUCUACUAGUCAGACUUAGGGCGGUGUUAUACACCAUCCAAGCAUUCUGCAGGAUGAGGGUCUUACAUUGUAAGAUCUUCAGAACAGAAACUUAAUCAUGUUAACUUUGUGCACUUAGGUAGUCCCACUAAUUUUAUCUAGACUACAGAGCUGCAUUAAAGAGGAAGGGUGGUCCAAUGGUUAAGGUGGUAGGCUGUCACUCUGGAGAGCCAGGUUCAAUUCUCUGCCCUGUUAGAAAAUUGAUCUUGAUUAAAAAAAAACACAAAACGAUUUAGAUUGUAGCACAUAACCUGUUCCCUACAAAAACAAAAAAACUCUUUGUUCAGUACUUUAAAAUGGUUCCAGCAGUAAAAGAGGCUACCACUACUCUCUAUCUGCUACCAACAAUAAGAAUAGCAACUGUCAUAAACAGAUAGCUAAAGGUUAAUGUCUCUUUCACCUGAAGCACCUGACCAGAGGACCA
Messenger RNA from Gopherus evgoodei (Goodes thornscrub tortoise), 5456 nucleotides. RefSeq names its product solute carrier family 18 member B1 (gene SLC18B1). Gene Ontology annotation, molecular function: transmembrane transporter activity. NCBI's taxonomy places the organism in Eukaryota, Metazoa, Chordata, Testudines, Testudinidae. Gene Ontology annotation, biological process: transmembrane transport. The record is from RefSeq and is a predicted model, not a curated record. The transcript has 14 exons. Bases 472 to 1854 code for a protein of 460 amino acids.